Vombatus ursinus (common wombat) is the source of this 6462-nucleotide messenger RNA. It is a transcript of the gene WDR86, whose product is annotated as WD repeat domain 86. Gene Ontology annotation, molecular function: protein binding. The transcript is spliced from 7 exons. Bases 391 to 1581 code for a protein of 396 amino acids. Lineage: Eukaryota; Metazoa; Chordata; Mammalia; Diprotodontia; Vombatidae. The record is from RefSeq and is a predicted model, not a curated record.
UCCCCCUCCCCGGGGACAGGAGGACCAGUUUUCCCCCCUGCCCUUUCCUCCUUCAGUCUUCCUCUCCCCUCCCAGCCUUUGGGGAAGGUGAGAGGGUGGGGGUGCUGCCUGGAGUCUGGGCUGGAGUGGCCUGGAAGGGUCGGAGCGGUCGGGGAAAGUUUCCACGUGGAGCCUUCGUCGGGGGAAGGGAGGAGGCGGAGAGGGAAGGAGAGCGCGUAGAAAGGAGCAAGGAAGGAGGGAGCGAUUGGGGGUCCCAGGCAAAGGCUCUUGGAGUGUAAUUCCUAAGGUGAUGUCUGCAGGCAGUUUCUGGGGGAACCUGCCUUCCUUUGGCUGGGGAGCCCCUCCCUAGAGGGGGUCUCCUUCUUGGGACUCCGCCCUUAGAGUGGCAGAAUGGGGGGCAAUGGCUCCGCCUUGAGGGUCUGCACAGAUCACAGAGGAGGCAUCAACUGGCUCAGCCUGAGCCCCGACGGCCGACGGCUGCUGACGGGCAGCGAGGAUGGCACUGCUCGUCUCUGGAGCACUGAUGACAGCCAAUGUCACGGACACUUCCAAGGACAUGAAAGCUAUAUCACUUUCUGCCAGUUGGAAAAUGAAGCUGCCUUCACCUGUAGUGCUGAUCAUACCAUCCGAAAGUGGGACGUGGUGACUGGACAAUGUUUGGCUGUUUACCGAGGACAUACGUCAAUUGUAAACAGGAUCCUAGUUGCCAAAGACUACCUCUUCAGUGGUUCCUAUGACCGAACGGCCCGCUGCUGGAGUGUGGAUAAGGAACGUCAAAUCCAGGAGUUUCGGGGUCACCGGAAUUGUGUCCUGACCUUAGCUCACUACUCCUCCAAGGACAUCCCAGAUGCAUCUUCAGCAGAGGGGGAGAAGGUCAGCGGAGACUUCCUGGUAACUGGCAGCACAGAUGGCACAGCCAAAGUUUGGUGGGUGUCCAGUGGUUGUUGCUACCAGACCCUGAGGGGCCACACAGGAGCGGUCCUGUGCCUAGCCCUGGAUGAACUCAACCAGGAGCUCUUCACAGGCAGCACUGACUCCACCAUUCGCACUUGGAACCUUGUGACUGGGGAGCCACUGAAGGUGUUUAAAGAGCAUCAGGGAUCAGUGAUCUGCCUGGAGCUGGUGAAUCGGCACUUGUAUUCAGGAAGUGCAGACCGGACGGUGAAGUGCUGGCUGGCAGACACAGGGGAGAGUGUGCGCACUUUCAGGGCCCACAAGCAUAGCGUGAGUGCCCUCAAGUAUCACGCCGGCACCUUGUUUACAGGCAGUGGGGAUGCCUGUGCCCGAGCAUUCAAUACCGAGUCUGGUGUGCUACAAAGGGUAUUCCGGGGCCACACCUUCAUCAUCAACUGCAUCCAGGUUCACAAUGAGGUGCUCUACACAGCUUCCCACGAUGGCACACUGAGGAUCUGGGACAUUCAUGGAGUCUGCAAGCAAAAUUUGCGUAGCCGCCCCAAGAGGGAGCUGGCCCAGAAUCGCAGCACCCCCAAAAGGAGCCUCUCCCAGCUCUUCAACAACAAAGUUGGUUGCACAGUGACUCCACCUCAGGGUGGGGAGUGUGAGACCAUUGAGCUACUGUGACCCUGGAGUAUAGAACGGACCUUAGUUAGCCAUUGGUCGCCAAAACCAAGCUGUCUGUUACUCAGCAGAAGGGAAAACUAGAAGGUCCCAAGCUCAGAGAGUAUUGAAGUGAAUGUUUGAAAAUCCAUUUCCUUGACGAGCUCAGGAAAUUGAAUGCCUUGUGGUGUUACUUCACGUAGGUCAUGAUGGUACAGAAGCCUUGAUUCAUGUGCCUCUAGGACUUCUGGCUGGGACUGACAAAGGAGCCCUGUAGGACUAGAUAAGUUUCUUCUGUAUGCCUAUUAUCAUAUAACUGUAAUUUUAAACUAUUUUUAAAAAUUCCUCUCUGCAACCAGCUGCUGCCCAGCACUAGAGCCCUGUUCUCAAGGAAACAAAAAAGGAAGAGACAAGCAAGAAGAUUCUGCCUUUAUUACAUUGUCUGGCAAGGGAUGAGGUGACAUAGGUUACACUUUUGCUUUGGGAAUUUUGUCUCCAUUUUUCUCUUCUCCCUCCUCCAUCCUUCCCCUUUUCUUCCCCUGCCUCUUCAAUUCUUCUCUCCACACAUUUUCUCCAAUUCCUCUCCUUUUCCCUUUUUACCCCCCAUCUCAUUUCCUCUGCAUGUUGUCACUAUCGAUUUCCCACUUUGUCUUUCCCUGUUCUUUUUAUUCUCUCCAUCUAUUUCUCCCUCUCCUCUCUCCACUCCCUCACCUUCCCCCAACAUAGACCCAUUACCACUGUGGAUAACCAAGUGAAAGCUCACCGAGAGCACAAGAUUAAGCCUUUCUUGUGGGCAAGACUGGCCACUACUCCUCAGACACGAACUUGGCAAACCCUAACUUCUCUCUCUGUCAUGGAUCAACAACCUGAGCUCUUAUUCUCCUGCUUAGGAAUAAGAGAUCAGACACUAAUCCCUCCACUCUCUGAAUCCCCAAAUGAAGCCAGAACCUUAACUCCCCAACUCAAUGAGAAGAGAGUGGAGACAUUACAUUUUUUAAAAAAAUAUUUCAAAAGAUAACCAUUGAGCCAUGGAUAUGUAUGUGAUCGCUGUCAUUUUUCCAUUUUGGUCAGUUUUCUGUGAUGAGGGAACUUGAUAGAGAACUGAAAUACAUAUUGUUUGCUAGCCAUGCUCUCUUGAUGUGCUUUUCUUGAUUUAAUCCUGUAAAACUCUUAGGCCAAGUUCUAGGUUUUGUUCAGAGGGGUGCAGUAAACACAGGUGAGGCUGGGUGCUAUGAUGGCUUUGGAGUCUCAUCUCUCCCACUGACACCUCAAGGAACCUUGGACAAGUUAACUUUUCUGAGCCACAGGCUCCCAGUUUGUAAAAUUAGGUAGAUCAGGCUAUGUGCAACCACAGGAACCUUAAAAAUCCUUUAAACUAGUGGAGUCAAACUCCAAUAGAAACAAGGGCCACUGAAUUGUGUGAGAAUCCCUGUGGGCUACAUGUUAACUUAGAAAACCACAUUUUAUUCUAUUUUUAUUUAUUUUGUUAAAUAUUCCCCCAUUUCAUUUUAAUCUAGGCUGGGCUGCAGUAGGGAGUGUUGUGGGCUAAGGGUUUGACAUCUCUGCUUUAGACCAACUUUUUCAUUUAACACAUGGGGAAAUAGAGGCCCGAGAGAUCCAAGGUCACAUCACAAUUUAAGUGACAGGGUUAGGAUUAAAAACUCCAGAUUUCUCCCGACUUUCCAUUGUACUUACUCUAUGGUCCCUAACAUCCCUUCUGGCUCUGAAACUUUUCUUCCACGAUACCUUCCUCACAAACUCUUUAGUUUGGAGCGGUAUUUGGCUUCUGCUGGUUCUUAUCCCUUAGAAUGCAAUGUCUCAUUUCUUAUACUCCAGCUACAAGGAUCAGGACUGCUCUCAGCUUGAUGCCCAGCUAGGUCUCCCAGGAUACCCAAUUCUGCCUGGCCUAUAAGAGGGAUUGUGUGGGGGUGUCUGGAGUGACUACUUAACUCAUCUGUGGGUUAUCCACACAACCAAACUCCUCUAAUUCAUGCAGAUUACUGGAGAGUUGAUUAGUUUGGGUGAUGUGGACAUAUAAACAGGAGUUGGAGGACCAUGUGUGAUGACUACUAAACCCAGAAGAAAAUGAAGGUCUGUAAAAAUAAGGGGUAAGCCCUAUGGCUUCCUGGUUUGGGGUAGAGAGUUGCCUUUGUUUUGUGUGGCGAAUGGAGAAAUUAAGUACCCUCAGGAUUUUUGACUUCUCUGCACCUGAUGGGGAGACUGGCCCAGGCUCUUCUCCAGGGUCCUCAGUCAACAACUUUAAUAGAACAACAAUGUUGCAAAGGUAGGUCAUAAAACAUAAUCCCAACUUCCAAGGAAUUUGAAGGUUCAACGUACACAUCAGUAGAUUUAAAUCAUGCAAGAUACUAAUAGAUGAACAGUAAGUGUUAGGGUUUAGGGCAGAAAGAACUUUGAGGAUCAGAAUUGGGGAAAACUUCAUGAAAGAACUGAGCUUUGGAGAAGUGGAAGGGAGGAGAAGGGGUGGCCAGAUUGGUCCCCCUGGAGCAGGGGUUGGGUCUGGCAUAUUUUGAGGACUUAAGCGCAUAGUUCUAUGCCAGAAACCAUGGAGGAUGUAGGGAAAAAAAAGAUUACUUUCAAAAAGUUUACAAACUUGUUGAGAUGUCUUAUACCAUCAACAAGCUUUUAUUAAGUGCCUAUUCUGUCUUAUGAGCUUGGAGUUGGCAAGAAAAGGCAGGGCAGAUCUCUGCUCUCUGGGAUGACUGACAAGAUGAUCAUCAAUGGAUCACUGCAUUUCCUGAUGGAGGCAUCCAAGAUGCUGUUUGCGGUACCACGGGAGGUGAGAGAGGAGUGAACUCUAUGUAUCCGGCUGCUCAGGCCUCACACUAGUCAGAAAAGCACACCAGAAUCAGGGACCUUCCAAGGAGAGAACUCCUCCUCUCUCAUCUAGAAAAACAAUGCUGUUUGGUGCUAAGAAAUGAUGGCAAAAACUCAUGGGUUAUAAGCCGGGUAUAGCAGUAUUACACAUAAAACACGCUAUUUCCAUCAUCUGGUCUUCUCAUGUUGACCUGUUGCAUCUUGAAUAAGGAAGUACUCCUAGGAAGGAGAUUAAAACCACCACCACAGUGACACAAUGGAGUGGUUACUGAGUAGCUCACUAAAAGAAUAAAACAAGAAUUCAGGUGGUACCCUUUUGAACGACCAAGCUGACACUCUGGUAUCGGCGACUUCAUGCAAGGCUCCAGCCAGGUCUUCCAUUAUUUUCCAGGAUCAUACAAUCAUUCAUGUCUUUGCUCAGAUUGGUCCCUUUGCCUACUUUUUAUCCAAAUGGGCUACCCCCUCAGGCCCUCAGUCUCUCUCUUUUUGAUUAUAGCACGGUUUGAGGGGUAGUGAUUUUGUCUUAUGCCUCUUCUGUAGCGUUUAACAAAGUGCCACGAAUACACUGGGUGCUCAUUUUUCUGGUUUUCCUGUCAUAGCUAGAGGAACCAAUGCACUCUUUCCCUUGUACUCUGCUAAAAGGAUGAAUUCAUUUACUCAGCUCCCCAGCUGUUGAGCCCACUUCCACCACUGCUUAUUUUCUUUGGAACAGGAACUGAAAACGCACUUCCUAAAUGGCUGAGAAUAUCCAAUUUUUCUUCCUGGCCCACUCUUUCGACUGCAAUGGGUCACCCUGCUCCUUCCUCACCCUUCAUCCAAGGUUCUUAAAAUCCACAUUCCUGCACCAACCUGAAAGGCAAUUUAUUAUUCCAAUGACCUAUCUGUUAGGAUGUUAAAAUGUAUAAAUAAGUAAAACUGACCCAAAAGAGAAACUCCUCAAUUUUGGACCAAGUUCUUAUUCAAGGAAUAGGCAUUUGUUUUGUUCUCUGUCAAAUCCUUUUAUGCGGCAAUGCAGUAAAGACAGGAACAGGCUGGUACAGUAUGGCAGUUCUUUUCUAUUACAAUUAAAACAACAUCUGUGAAGUUAUCUGUAUAAUUUCCUAGCCUCAAAAUGGUAAGUAAUAUCGAAGUGGCUUGUAAGCUGAAAACCCUGAAAUAACUCAAAACAAUCCCUUUAGGGUUUAUGUGGAAAAAAGAGUGCAAGUAUGCCCAUUUUACAGAUGUGUAUAAUACAGAUUUCCCUCCCCCUGGGAGCUUCCUUCAGCAUUCUCCCAAAGCAAAUGGGUACCUUGCCAUUUCUCUCUGAUAUACCUUGCUACCACUGCCAAUUCUGAAACUGUAGCACAAUAAAUCUGAAAAAAUUCUAAUUUUCCUUUUGCCUUGACAUUAAAUGAAUUUCAAGCCUUCAAUGAAGUGUAAAGCUAAAAGCUUCCUCAGUUCUUCUGAUGAAAAGAUAUGGGGUCAGGACAAAGAACACAAGGAAUAUGUAAACUUACAGUAGUUUAAAGGAACCUCUGAUUCAUCCAGGAGCCAUAACCCUUAACAGUUUUCAAGUCAGGACUUUUCCAUCCAACAGUGCUAAGAAGGGCUAAGCUAAUGAGGCAGAAAGAUCUCACCCACCUUUCUUGUGCCGUUUGAAGGGAACUACAAAAAAAUGGCCUUUGCUCAUUCAAAUGAAACCACUGCCCAAGCUGUUGUGGUGAUUUCAGUCUCUUGACAAUAACCAUCAGGCUUUGGGGGGGGGGGGUCAACGUUUGCCCUCAAUCAGUGUAGAUCCCACUGGCUUUAAGGAGGCUGAGACGAGCCCAAGGGACAACACUUGCACUCGGGUUCUCCUUUUGUUACAUGGAUGAAAUCUUGGUGUUAGGAAAAUGAUUUAUUCAUUCCACUAAACAUAUUAACCACAAAGCCUUAGAAAUAAACUCUGUGAAAUAUAAGCAUACAAAAAAAUCUGUCAUAAAAUAUUUGUUUCCACUACAGUUUUCUCUGCUAGCAAUGACAUUUAAAUGACAGUGAAGAUUUGGAACAGAUUACUUAAAAAUAGAGUUGCUCUGCCUUCCAUUUAAUAAC